CCUCCCCUCCCCAUUUUCUCGUCUUUCUCAUUUCAACUUCUCUCUCUUCACUCUCAAAGAUCACAUUUACCCUUUCUAGUUCCAGUCCGGAGCACCUCCAAAAACCUACACCGGCCGGCCGAUCGACAGUCUCUCCGGUAUUAACCGGAAGGUGAAUUUCGCUAAUAAUCGAUUUGUAUCAUUACCGCACACAAAUCAAGCUAAAUUUGCAGGCGUUUUAUGGACAUUACCAUAUAAUGACCGAGAAUACGUCCGUUGUGGAGUUGAGAGAGCGGCACGUGUCCGCUGUGGAUACUGUAAACACUCUCAGAGAACGAUUGAGACAGAGGCGACUUCAGCUUCUAGAUACAGAUGUUGCUGCAUAUUCUGAAUCGCAAGGGAAGACUCCGGUCAGAUUUGGUCCGACCGAUCUGGUCUGCUGUAGGAUUUUGCAGGGGCAUACUGGAAAGGUAUACUCACUAGACUGGACGCCUGAAAGGAAUCGCAUAGUGAGUGCAUCCCAAGAUGGAAGACUGAUUGUGUGGAAUGCUCUCACUAGCCAGAAAACUCAUUCAAUAAAAUUGCCAUGUGCUUGGGUAAUGACAUGCGCAUUCUCACCAACCGGGCAAACUGUUGCUUGUGGAGGCCUCGACAGCGUAUGCUCCAUCUUCAAUCUGAAUUCCUCAACUGAAAAGGAUGGCAUUCUGCCUGUUUCAAGAACCCUAAGUGGGCAUAAGGGUUAUAUCUCUUGCUGUCAAUAUGUUCCUGACGAAGAUACACAUCUGAUAACCAGUUCUGGCGACAAAACUUGCGUUUUGUGGGAUAUAACCACCGGAUUGAGAACUUCUGUUUUUGGAGGUGAAUUUCAGUCUGGCCAUACUGCUGAUGUGACGAGUGUGUCAAUCAGCGGAGCAAACUCAAAAAUGUUUGUGUCUGGUUCUUGUGACUCCACUGCUCGAUUGUGGGAUACUCGAGUUGCUAGUCGAGCGGUUAGGACAUUUUAUGGACAUGAGGCAGAUGUCAGCACUGUUAAGUUUUUCCCUGACGGUAACAGAUUUGGAACGGGAUCUGAUGAUGGCACUUGCAGAUUAUUUGAUAUUAGAACAGGGCACGAGAUCCAAGUUUAUAACCAACCACACGAGGGAGGUGAAAAUCCUCAAGUGACAUCCAUAGCAUUCUCCAUAUCAGGAAGGCUUCUCUUUGCUGGGUACACUAAUGGGGAUUGCUAUGUAUACGACACUUUAUUGGCUCAGGUUGUGUUGAACUUGGGAAGUCUCCAAAGCUCUCAUCAGAAUCGAAUCAGCUGUUUGGGUUUGUCUGCUGAUGGAAGCGCCUUAUGUACAGGAAGUUGGGAUACAAAUUUGAAGAUUUGGGCAUUUGGUGGAAACAGGCAAAUUAUUUGAAUGGUAUUUUCAAGUGGAUUUUCUUCCCAACUUAACAGUGGAAGUCGAUAUAUAAGUGGUGAUUUCCUUGAAACGUAAAAUGCUUUAAUGGACGAUUGUUUGUAGCGAGAAUCUCGGGCUUAGUAUAUCUGGUAAGUGUAUUUUCCUGCUUUUUAUGGUGUUGGGUAUCAGCUUAUUUAGAUUUCUUUGGUCCAGUGUGAAUACUAACUUGAAUUAUGACAAAUUGUGUGUUUUCAAUAACUUAUCUAAUUUUAUCACAC
Impatiens glandulifera is the source of this 1642-nucleotide messenger RNA. Its product is annotated as guanine nucleotide-binding protein subunit beta-like. Gene Ontology annotation, biological process: G protein-coupled receptor signaling pathway. The coding region runs from base 237 to 1382 and encodes 381 amino acids. The transcript has 6 exons. The record is from RefSeq and is a predicted model, not a curated record. Lineage: Eukaryota; Viridiplantae; Streptophyta; Magnoliopsida; Ericales; Balsaminaceae. Gene Ontology annotation, cellular component: cytoplasm; heterotrimeric G-protein complex. Gene Ontology annotation, molecular function: protein binding; signaling receptor complex adaptor activity.